Pichia membranifaciens NRRL Y-2026 is the source of this 1851-nucleotide messenger RNA. RefSeq lists its product as hypothetical. Bases 1 to 1851 code for a protein of 616 amino acids. NCBI's taxonomy places the organism in Eukaryota, Fungi, Ascomycota, Pichiomycetes, Pichiales, Pichiaceae. The record is from RefSeq and is a predicted model, not a curated record. Gene Ontology annotation, molecular function: protein binding. The transcript has a single exon.
AUGAAUAUCAACAGCCAAUUCCCACCUUCGUCACCGUUGCUCCAUAGUGAGAACGAGCUGGACAACAUUCCCUUCAAGGACGGGUUUGAAUCGCUAUCCAAAGCAAAACCAUACAAGAAUGAACAGAGGGAAAAGGACAGAUACGAUGCUUAUCUGACGCCUGACCCGUCCUCAUCAUUGGGGGAUGUUACCAUCACCAGUGACCACUCAGAAGCCGACGAAUCGAUGGUGAAGAUCACUGCCGACUCGUCACCUUCUAAAAUAUCUAGAGUUGCACCAGAGGCGGGCUUCUUGCAGGAGUCCAAGAGAGCUAAGCCUGAUGGAAUGUCCGGGAUCGACGUGUUGCAACCAUUGAGCACGAAAAAUUUCCAAAACGUCAUGUACAUUCCUUUGAAUGGAGAUGUUUUCAAGAUUGGUAGAUCUGGACUCUCCUGUAGCUUCAAAUUGAACUCUAGUAACAAGCUGAUUUCCCGGGUACACGCAGAGGUUCAAUUCGACACGGAGACGCAAAUGAUAGUGCUUAAGUGUCUUGGGUUCAAUGGACUGAACAUCACCAUUCCAAAACUGAUAGGCGUCGAACACAUCAAAGACAAAGAGUUCUUGAUUACAGUCAACAAAGAUGACUCUGAAGAGGAAAACGAUAAUGUCAACGAGGCCACCUCCUCCGAAUCCCGGAUUCUCACGAGAUCUUCCGCUUUCACAAACUUCUACAUGCUCAAGGACGAGACCAUCAGAAUGCCUCUUAUUGAGGGAACUGUUCUUGACUUCAGAGGCGACUUGGCGUUGCUGGUGUACAAGAAGGAUCCUCUUAAUCUUGUUUCCAAGACUUCCACAGGCCCAAGUAGCGCUCCGGUUGAUGAGCCCAACAAAAGGAAGCUUUCCACCGGAGACUUGCUUAAGAUUGUCGAGGAGAAGAAACUUCAGUUUUCGACACAUCCUACUCUUGCAGAGCUGAAGGAGAAGAAAGAUCUGUCUUCUUCGUCGUCGGGAGCAAGACCAAUUAUGAGAAAGAACUUGGCAAAUACCAUCAUCUACAAACGCGCAAGUCCAGCCCCAUGCGAGAAGCGGCCUGCUGAUGAAGCUGCAGCCAAGAAGGCCAGUGAGAGUCCGAAGGCUGAUGCUGUUUCUCCUGUCAUGUCCGAGCCUGCAAAGACAGUGAAAAAGCCUCUUGCAGACAUCACCAACAAAAACAAGAGUACUGCUGCUGCUGCCUCUUCCACUGAGAAGAAGAAACCUGUCAGUGUUGUCAGCAGUAGCCCUGUCCACCGAGCUGCUGUCUCCCAGGAGAGCGUGCCACCGCUAUUACCAGCAUCAGACACGCCUGCUGUGGAGAAACCAAUCUUUAGGGAAGAACGCAGCAAGACGCCAGAGCCAAAGGGCGCAGAGCUACCUGCCGAGGAGCAGAAGAAACGAGGCCGGGCGAAGAAGACGAAGCAGAGCGAGGAGGACAUCCUUAGAUCGAUGCCGCAGGCAGAGGUAGACGCCGUGCUUUCGACGGUGCCGGAGCUUGCCAACAUCUCGAACCUGGUGACAAACCACAUCGCCUACUCGCGGAUCUUACAGACGCCCUUCAGUUCCAUCUGCGAGCUGAAUUCCAUCAAGAAACACAACCUCACGAAGCUGCAGCUCAGGUGCAUUCUCAUCCACUCUGUGGCCUGCAUCGGCGUCAUCUUCAGACAGGGGAAGGAUGCUGCCGGCAAGCCCUUGGACGAGGAGUACUACUAUAUGCCGGAGAAGGACUCCGACAUCCAUCGUGUGCAACUCGUGGAGGAAUUGAAGGGAUCCUCCUCGCACUUGAGAAGCUGCAGAAAGACCCACAAACAGUACUUCUGGAAGAAACCGAAGCUGUAG